Messenger RNA from Gavialis gangeticus (Gharial), 2239 nucleotides. It is a transcript of the gene PCYT1A, whose product is annotated as phosphate cytidylyltransferase 1, choline, alpha. The record is from RefSeq and is a predicted model, not a curated record. Gene Ontology annotation, molecular function: phosphatidylcholine binding; choline-phosphate cytidylyltransferase activity. Gene Ontology annotation, biological process: CDP-choline pathway. Bases 104 to 1207 code for a protein of 367 amino acids. NCBI's taxonomy places the organism in Eukaryota, Metazoa, Chordata, Crocodylia, Gavialidae. The transcript is spliced from 10 exons. Gene Ontology annotation, cellular component: endoplasmic reticulum.
GGCACUUCCGGUGCGGGCGGGGCAGGAGCGGAGUCCGCGGGCAGGAGCGGAGCCGGGCACACGGCAGGUCUCUCCAACCGACGUGCCAGGCACGUCCAAGAAGAUGGAGGCACCAACCUCAUCCAGGCUGAAUUCCCGGAAGAGAAGAAAAGAAGGCCCAGGACCCAACGGAGCAGCAGAGCUGGAUGGUAUUCCAGCAAAAAUGUCCCGCCGCGCCUUUAGUUUGCGGGAACCGGCCCCCUUCUCGGAUGAAAUUGAAAUCGAUUACAGCAAGCCAUAUGCCAGAGUGACGUUUGAGGAAGCACUGAGAGGAACCCCAUUGGAUCGGCCAGUCAGGGUCUACGCUGAUGGGAUAUUCGACUUGUUUCACUCCGGACAUGCCCGGGCUUUGAUGCAAGCUAAGAACCUCUUCCCCAACACAUACCUCAUUGUUGGAGUGUGCAGUGACGAGCUGACCCACAACUUCAAGGGCUUCACGGUGAUGAACGAAAAUGAGCGGUACGAUGCGGUACAGCACUGCCGCUACGUGGACGAGGUGGUGAGGAACGCACCAUGGACGCUCACCCCUGAGUUCCUAAAAGAGCACAGGAUCGAUUUUGUUGCCCAUGACGACAUCCCGUAUUCCUCCGCUGGCAGCGAUGAUGUCUACAAGCACAUCAAAGACGCAGGCAUGUUUGCUCCCACCCAAAGGACGGAGGGGAUCUCCACAUCGGAUAUCAUCACCCGUAUCGUGCGGGACUAUGAUGUCUAUGCCCGGCGGAACCUGCAGAGGGGCUACACGGCCAAGGAGCUCAACGUCAGCUUUAUCAAUGAGAAGAAGUACCACCUGCAGGAGCGUGUGGACAAGGUGAAGAAGCGGGUGAAGGACGUGGAGGAGAAAUCCAAGGAGUUUGUGCAGAAGGUGGAGGAGAAGAGCAUCGACCUCAUUCAGAAAUGGGAGGAGAAGUCCCGGGAGUUCAUUGGCAACUUCCUGGAGAUGUUUGGCCCUGAAGGAGCACUGAAACACAUGCUGAAGGAAGGCAAGGGCCGGAUGCUGCAGGCCAUCAGCCCCCGGCAGAGCCCCAGUAGCAGCCCAACACACGACCGGUCCCCGUCCCCCUCCUUCCGCUGGCCCUUCUCCGCCAAGACCCCGCCGGCCUCACCGGCCAACCGCACCAGGAACGAGGCCACCAUUACCUAUGACAUCAGCGAGGACGAGGAGGAUUAAGUGGCCGGCGGGGGCUGACUGCCCGUCAUGCCUCAUCCGAUCCCAACUCUAACCCCGACGGGGGCUUCACAGCUGAGCAGGAGCACGAUAGGCACAGGCGAGGCUGAUGGCAGGUGGGGGCUUUGCCUGCUCUGAGAAAGGGCUACUGCCCUGGAAGCACAUUCUCACCUCCCCACACCCCUUUUUAUUGUUUACGUCCCAGCGGUUUCCAGGGGGAAAGAUUUUAUUUAAAGAGAAAAAAAUAAGGGUAUUCUUUUAAUCACAGGCUGGCUCUAGGGCUUGCCCCUGUUAACCUCUGCUGGAUGCGGCAGGCAUGGGGAGAAGAGCUGGGGUCUCUUCUCUGACCCACCGCAGUCUUCUGUUGCCCCCCGGGUAGCAGCCGGCCUGGCUGCUGAGUCCAUUGGGUCGUGGCUGUCCGCACUCCUCAGCCUGGGAGACAGUGCCAAGAGCAGGAGUGUGGGGGAAAUGCUCUCUUUUUUUAAUUGUGUAGAGAUGUCUGUGCUGUGCCAGGAACUCCCCAGAUCUCAGAAAAGCUCUUGCUUCUCUUAGCUGUGGUUCCCAGCCUGUCCUAGUCACAUGGCACAGAGGUCUGAGCGCUCUUGCGGUGCCUCUUGUGUGGGGACAGCGCCAGGUUAGAAGACGCUGCAGGACAGAUGUGGCCGCACACUCUGUAGCAUAGCACAAACCUAGUUAGUGCAGCAUUCGCUGUUCAAAGGCUGGCUGCCGAAGCCAGGGGGAAAGGCCUUCAGGGAUUGUUUAAUCAGGCAUGUCUCUGGAAGGAUUGCUGAAUCCCAAGCUAAGAACUUUUUCUCACCCCUGCCCAGCCGUUGUGAGAAGAGCAUUAAUUUUUUUUCCAGGACACCCGCUGUGUCGUCUUGUGCAUGUGUGAGCCCAGCUAGAAGAUGCAAGCUGUUUGCUUCUGCCUUCCCCCCUCCCUCGUGUGUCUGUGUGUUUAAAUUACCGCAUGCAGAGAGGCAGGGAUCCAUCUUUCAUACCCCUGUGAUGAAGCCACAACUGUAAAAAAGCCCUUGG